Messenger RNA from Colletotrichum tamarilloi, 1374 nucleotides. RefSeq lists its product as uncharacterized. Gene Ontology annotation, biological process: regulation of transcription by RNA polymerase II. Gene Ontology annotation, molecular function: DNA-binding transcription factor activity, RNA polymerase II-specific; RNA polymerase II cis-regulatory region sequence-specific DNA binding. Bases 1 to 1374 code for a protein of 457 amino acids. The transcript has a single exon. The record is from RefSeq and is a predicted model, not a curated record. Lineage: Eukaryota; Fungi; Ascomycota; Sordariomycetes; Glomerellales; Glomerellaceae.
AUGGCCGACAAUGUUCUGACAAAUGCGCGGUCCAAUGAGAUGGACGAUGAUUUCGACCUCAGUCUAUUCCUUUCUGACGAAGCGUUUUCCGAUAUGUUUCCCAAAGACUCGAGAAACCCCGACGAUGCAGUGAAUGGAACACAAUCUGAGGACGGACGGAUAUCUGCAUCUUCAAGCGUGUCUGGUGGUGUCCCACUCUUCGACGAACGUGAGCCACCGCAAGACACGCCGAAUGCCACGGAGGGCGGAACGAAAGUGGGCAGUCGCUUCACAUCAGCAAACAUCAGAGUCCUGAAAACAUGGUUCGAAAACCACGAGCGGCAUCCGUAUCCGACCCCGGAUCAGGCCGAGCGAUUACUGAAGCAAACAGGGUUGAGCAAGCAGCAACUAAUAAACUGGUUCGCCAAUACUCGUCGGCGCAGGAAGAUUCGCCCAGGCGGGGCCUCCACACCGGCCCGGACCGAGGCUGGUUCUAGUCCCAUAGACGUGCCCGUUCGACGACCGACGCCCAUGGCAUUCGAGCAAAUGAACCCGAUGCAACGAUGGGAGCACUCUCCACCAGAUAGCGAGCCUGCUUCAGCUGCCGAUAUUUCUCGCGCAGUCGCUGCGUCAUCAAAGCGUCCGGGACUCUUGGGCCGCUCUCGGUCUUCGGCAGGAUCUUGGGAGAACGCCUCGAGCAUUAGUAGCGUUGGCACAUCUCAGUCAAGUGGAGGGUCGCAUUCCAAUGCUUCGGCACACUCCCAUGGCUCUAGAAAAUCUCCGACCCCUAUGGAGGCACUCCGCAAGGACUCGAAUCGUCGGAGAAGACGAGCAAUGCUAAAAGAACGAAGGGGGAACAGGUUGAGCCUUCGACAGAUCAAUACCUACCAAUGCACCUUCUGCGCCGAAACCUUCAAGACAAAGUACGACUGGCAAAGACACGAAAAGUCCCUUCACCUCUCACUUGAGGAAUGGGUGUGUUCUCCGCACGGGUCGACCACACAACACCCUGAGAAAGGGGUGAUUUGCGUCUUCUGCGACGAGGCCAACCCGACCCAACAGCACCUCGACGACCACCACCAAGCAGCCUGCUCGGAACGACCGGUCAAAGAGCGUACGUACUACCGAAAAGACCAUCUCCGGCAGCAUUUGAAACUUGUACACAAGACAAGUAAGAUGUCUAAAACCGCAGAGACUUGGAAGGUUACCACGGACAAGAUUCGGUCAAGAUGUGGCUUCUGUGGAACCACCUUUGAUUCAUGGGCGACGCGUGGGGACCACAUUGCGGAUCACUAUCGAGACGACGGGAACACUAUGUCAAAUUGGAAAGGGGAUUGGGGUUUUGAGCCCCAAAUACUCGCAAAAGUCGAUAAUGCGGUGCCUCCUUGUAAGUGA